CAGCUGGAACCAAUGAAUCGGAACGGAAAACUUGAAAUCCUGUCGUUCGGCCACGUGAGAGACAGCAGCCACUAAAUUGGCCUUAAUCUGCGGAAAGUACGCAACACUACGGCAGUGAACUGGCCACAACAGCUGCUCCGUGGCUCGCCGGAGAGAAAUAAUUCGCACAACUUGAGGUUUACCGAACAGAUCGCUUCAUAAGAAAAUGGGUUAUGGUGGUGAAAUUGGAUUUAGCAUGGAAAUCACUUCAUAUUCUCCCGUCGCGUCCGUGAUAGCAGUUUACUGUCUCAUGACUAUUGGAAUAAAUAUUUUCGUCUGUUACUACAUCUACCGCAAGAGGUGUCUUCGCACUUCAUGUACAGCACUGAUCGUGGCGAAUCUGGCUGCGGUAGACGUUUUGGUCUCGAUCAAAGAUUUGCCUCUCUUGAUCUCCGUGAGCACGACCGGAAGGUGGUAUUUCGAGGAACACUGGUGCCGGAGUUAUGGUCUCACCAAUGUCAUAUACAUUAUCGUGGCGAUUUCGACAUUGGUUACCAUUACGACUGAACAAUAUUUCCGAUUGACCGAGUCACAGAAAUCCCAGGGAAAUUCCUCUCGCUCUCUACCACUCGGUUACAUCAUUGCACACACAACACUUUCAUACUCGCUCUCCUUGUUGUGGAGCAAGUAUGUUUUCAUCAGUAGAAAGGCCUUUUGCGAGGUCGAUUGGCCGCCUUCCGGGUUAGGUUUCACUCUCAUUACAUCUUGCAUCUUCCUCAUCCCAGUCUCUCUUUUGAUCUACAACUUCUUCGGAAAUGACUCCGAAGACGACAAGAACUCGAGCGAAAAGGCGAAGCUAGUCAAGUUGGAGAGCGGAGAAAACGAGGAAAGCGACGAAGAUAAGGCUCAUAGUCGCCUGCAGCUCGCCAUUUGCACUUUCCUGGUCACGUGGUCUCCGUACGUGAUUGAGAGUUUUGUCACGUACUCGUCUGCGGUCCCAAACAUUGUUGGAGUCGUGUGCGCCUUUAUUCCGAUUGUAACCACGACUCUAAUCCCUCUGUGGUACAUUAAGUGGAGACGAAAAGCUGACAAAGUGCAAUUAUUUUCUUCAUACCACAUCCAAAAUUGUUAGAUCUUGCUUAAAUGCUUGAGAAUGGCACGCAAAGUUUUCUGAUUCUUUCGAUCUCUAUAAUUGUUUCCUGGUCGCUAUCAUAAUUUGAAAUUUGAAGGAACAAAUAUUAAUUGGGAGUUUGUACAGACUGUAAGGCAUCGUCUACACGUCUGAUGUUUACUUUAUCCUCGGGGAAAAAAAGUUGUUCAUUGAUGAAAUUCCGUCAAUAUCAGAUUAGGAAACCAUUUCGCAAAAUGUCUAUCACUACGGUUGUACAUUUGCCUCACUGGCCAUCUUGCGACAAGUUUUUCGAAUAGUUUUAGCCGUGAGUGGCUUAAGAUUGAAUUAAUUUUGAGAAUUAACUUCAGUGAAAUUGAAAAAGAGUUAAUUUUAUCGAAGCAUUAUUCUUUGAGAUAACUAAUUAAUAACUAUUGGCGGAUUGGUUUCGAAUUUAUUUUUCUUGUAAAUAACUAAACAAAUUUGAUUAUUUUAUUUCGGAUAUACCAUAUAUAUUUUGGGCUAGAAACUUGUCAGGUUCCAUAUGAUUUUAUUUUCUCAGAUCACAAAAUUUAUGGCGAAUUCUCUUAUAUUUUCUCUCGAAUCUUGUAGCUAUUUUCCUCGACCGUAACCCUCAUUAUUGCUUAUGAAAUCUUCCGUUAGGAUAAUUACAACAUAACCAAGAGAAUAAAAUUAAUUCUUUUCUCUUAAACAGAACCAAUAUUUUCUUUCAACUUACAAUGGUCAGACAAACGUCACUACCAAUUACAAACUCUUUUUUGUUCACAAGCGUUGAACGGAAAUACAGCGUCACGUUGAUAGAAAAGUGAUCUAUUAAGUUUGUAAAAGAAAAUACAUUAAAAAGUAAUUAAUUAUUUGUUGA
This is a messenger RNA of Pocillopora verrucosa, 1970 nucleotides long. RefSeq names its product visual pigment-like receptor peropsin. Gene Ontology annotation, cellular component: plasma membrane. Gene Ontology annotation, molecular function: G protein-coupled photoreceptor activity. The record is from RefSeq and is a predicted model, not a curated record. Gene Ontology annotation, biological process: G protein-coupled receptor signaling pathway; phototransduction; cellular response to light stimulus. Lineage: Eukaryota; Metazoa; Cnidaria; Anthozoa; Scleractinia; Pocilloporidae.